AUUUGAAUAAUUCUGUCAUACUCUAAAAUAUUUUUAUGUUUAUGAAAAAUAGAUCAUGUCAAAAAUGGAUUACUAUAAUUUGUUUAAUAUUUUCCUAGAAGUGUUUUCUUUUUGUUUGUUUAAUUUUUAUAUACUUUUUCUGUGGUAAAUAGGGAGUUAGUUUAUUUCUGGUUACUUACUGGGAAUCUGAGAUACUAACAUUUACAUCCACUUUUACUCACUGAACUCCAUCACUAACCAGCAGUAGAAUCUAGAAAUAUUACUUCUAGUUCUGUGAUAGCUUUAUUGUAUCUCAGUGCCUAGUACCAGAUUAACUGUAUUAGCUUCCUAUAUUAACUUUUAUUUGUGAUUUUUUCAAGGAGUGGAAAAACAGUGUUCAUUUUCCACUUUUCCCAAACCAUGAAUAAUAUGGACUAAUGACAUAUUAAGUAGACUAUAAGGUUUUUAAGUAAAAUAUUUACAUCUAUUCCUGUAAAUCUUCUGCCUGCUUGCAUCCAAGACAAUAUUGUACUUGUAUUGGAUAAGUAUCCUGCCAGAAUGUUUACUGAAUUUAUGCAUUAUUAAAUGAAUGAAAAAAAGGAAACAAUGGCCAUUAUUUGAGGGUAUUGAAGAAGCUUAUGCAGAAUAAAAUGUAUAAAACAACAUAAAUUCAGGCUCUAACUGAGUGCCUUAGAUUUCAUGUUCAUGUGUCAUUUUAGUUGAAUUUUUACAUCUUCUUCUAGGCCAUACUUAAUUUUUAUUGAGUUGCUAUGUUUAACAGUUUUUAGCAGAAGCUUAAAAUAAAAGCACUAGAAAAUAUAAAGUUUAAUGUACCUAAUGUGCAAGGCUUCAUAAGGUGCCCUAUAAAUGGGGAAACAAAUAAAUAUGGUCCUUUCUCUUAAUAGACUUACUUUCAAGAGUGCUGAAAUUCACUAUGUGUUACAAAAGUUUGUAACUAAAGUCAUUAUGUAGAAAGGUAUCUUUGCCUUCUCUAUCUUUGAAUGAGCUGCUUGGUGAUUCUGCUACAGGGAUAAGUUCAGUACCCAGUGAAUGAUAAUGAUAAUAAAAUCUGCAGAUUGUAGACUGUCUAUUGCAUUAUUGCUUGCUAUUAGAUAGCGCUAUGUAUUUUUAGCUAGUUUUACUCAAUAUAUUUGCUGGUGACAAAGUGAGUUUUCAAAGAAAAGAAGUAGCUGACUAGUAACAUUUGGGGAGAUCAUCUGUUGAAACAGAAAAAAAAAAAGGGACAGGAAUCUGAAAAUGAUUCUUUUCUUGACCAAUUAGUGACAGAAACUUCUGAGUUACGCUUUUCUUGUAUUUCAUCAUUAGCUGAUUGAUUGGGGAAAGAAAAGAGAUUUUAAUUUUACCCCUGUCAUGCAGGGCGAGAAUUCACUGUUUCAAAACGGAACUGACAAGUGAAUUUCAUUAAGACUGAUAAUAUGGCAACAUAGUGAAAGCUUGCAACUAUUAUCAGCAUGUAGAAAUUUUAACCAAGCUAUUAUUUUUGACCAAUGUUCUAUUACUUGUCAUAGCAAUCUUGUAUCUAAUGAUGGUGAAUAUAAUGGGUUAAAGAGGUUUCAUUUUAGGUUUUCAUUCAAAAAUUGUUUGUAUACAAGUAUGUUUCAUUUUAAUAUUUUUAGGUUUUGCUUACAUUGUAGGGCUACCUUCAUAGUGAAAAAAAUGACUAUUAUAUAAUUUUGUUUAUAAUUGUGGUGGAAACAACCUAGGAAUUAUUAGUGAGAACUAGCAGUUGAUACUGACAUGUGUAUUAUCAACAGUAAAUAUUCUGCUUUAUUAGCUGUUUACAUAAUAAAAACAAAGGCACAGAUGUGUAAAGCCGUAAUGAAAUGUUGCUAUUUCUGAUAAAGGGAUAUAUGAUAGGGCUACAAGUCCUUAGUUCCAGGAAUUUAAGUGAAUUGCUGUGAGCCUUUCUUCUUCCCAAUUCUGUGCCUUUAUACUAACCCCUCCUUCCACACAGACAGACUCUUAUAGUAGAAGGAUUGUGACCUCCUCUUGUCACCAUCCAAUAUAAACAGAAUAUGAAGUUAGGACUAGGCUUGUUACUGUAUCUUUAGUGCUUAGCAGUGUGUCUGGUACAAAAGUCUUACCCUAUAAAUAUUUGUUGAGUAAAUGAAUGAACACUCACAUUUUAUCACCUUAAAACCAGGCGUAAAAGUCCAGUUCUUAGACUUACUCGUUGCAUUCCAUUUCUUUUCCCUGCAGAUUCUUUGCAUUUUUCUAUUUAUUUUGUUGCCUUUUACUUGUUUGCACAUUACAUAGCAAAUUAACUCGUUUUUUUAAUGUUGUGUAUUUUUAUUCCAUAAUAUUCUGAUGUCAGUUACUAAUAAAUAUUUGUUCCUAUGGUAUCUAGUAAAAUAUAAAUGGUUCCAUUAAUGGAAAAAGACUUUGAAUUUCCAUAUUUGUAAAAGUAUUAUCUCCCAACUUGGUUUCCUUUAUAGCCAAUAAUAUACAUUAUGAUGGUUUUUGGCUGGUUCAGAUACAGUAUUAUUCAACAUUAUGAUGUAGUCCUGAUCCUCAGCUUCCUUUUGUAUAAAAUGAAGCUAAUACUUACUGGAAAGAUUUGUUUGGUAAUUAAAUGGCUAACAUCAAAGGACACCCAAUUAAAUGCACCUUCACUAAAUGUUAGUACUUUUCCCUCUCUGUUCAUUUAUUCCUUUCAUUGCUACCAAUUUUCCAAAACUAGCCCACAGAAUGAAUAAAUUCCUAUGGCCCCAUUGGCCCUUCAAUUUAGCCUUUAAGGGCCUUAAAUCUUUCUUUUCCAGCAGUAUUAUUUUGAGAGACCUGGACACCAUCAUUGACUGCCCUGUGCCUUCCUUUUAGUUCCUCUCGCACACUGUGUUUUACCACUGAGAUUGUGCUCCAGUGUGGCAUUCUGUACUGUCAUUGUCAGAGAACUGCUUACAUUGUUGGGAUUGUCUCUAUCCCCAAGCAGACUAUAAGCCGUGCCUGUCUUGUUUAGUCCUAUAGCUCCAGUACUUAGCAGUGUCUAGUGUGUAUACUGCACUCUAUAAAUAGAUAUUAGAUAAAUUGAUUUGCUUAUUUGUUUUUCUGUUAUUAUGGGAAAGUGACUAUGGGAAGAAGGUAUCUGGAUAUUCCCUGAUCCUGGAAUACAAUUCAGUGACUUCCCAAGCACACACUCUUUAUAUAUUAGAUGUAAAUAGUAACAAGAGUUUUAAUAUGUAAAGGAAGAAGCUAAAUUUUCUAUCUAUAAAAGCUAUUCUUCUGGAUUCUAUUCCUUAAUUUUCUAUUAUGUAGUUGAAGAUAAUGCCAUUUAAGACUUACUUGAUCUCUUUCUUAAUAAUAGAUGUCUCUUUUCCAUAAUUAAGCAUAGUUAAAAUAUGUUCUGUAUUUUCCAUAUUAUUUGAAAAACGAUCAGGAUUUUACUGUGUUCAUAUUAACCUUGUAAAUUGAUAAUUCUUGUGUCAGCUCAAAGUUUAAAGCUUCCUGAGUUUAAGGAAGCUAUUUCAAAUUUCUGAAAGGUAAUUUUUUUUUUCCUCUCUCUGAGUAUAAAAGUCAAACCAGACAAUUCAAUAUAAAUUUAAUCUCAAAAUGCAUAAAAAUAAUGGAGUAUGCUGGGUGUUUAUUGUUAAAAAUAUUGCACAAUUAAAUGCAGGCUACCUUGCCACUAGGUAAAUUAGUCAUGCAAUAGGUUUAGUCUACUUAGAAAUAGCACUAUGAGGAAGAAAACAAAAUUAAUUCAACUGAUAGUGUUAGAUCAAAGAAAGAAAAGAAAAAAAAAAAAGCUUACUCUUGCCAAACACAUGUUGUUAACUUUGUUCAGGUUGCAGCUUUUGUGUUUCGUUUAGGUUUCAGCUUGUCCCAGGAGGUGUUGCUAUACUGUGAAGGUGUUAGGCAGUGUAGUAAUGGAACAGGAGAUAAAAUGGAAGGCACAUAAAAUGUCUUAUCAUUUGGACUUUCCUGGAGAAACAUAGCUUGAAUAUCUGAGUGGUCAGCUUGACAUUUUAAAGCAGUGAGAAGUUGUGUCAUUAUUUCUAGAAUACUACAGUAGUUAGAGGAAAAAGAUUUAAAGUUCAUUGCAGUAAUUGCUGACAGCUUCCAUGGAAUGAGAGGUGCUUUUAGUAAGCAUGUGCUGCCUUGAAAAAAGGCAACCUGCUAGGAACGUGAAGGAAGACAGUGGGUUUUGUAAGAUGAGAAUGACAAAAAGGUAGAUUUAGAUUUGGGCAUUUUUGUACUCCUGAAAUAAUUGCAUUCAUUUUAAAGGUGGAAGAAGAUUAAAAUAACUUUUAAAGGUUGUUCAUAUGUUUAUAGCCUUUAAGAAAACAAAGACUUUAGUCUUCUGAAACUAACACCUUACAUAUUUUCAGUAACAAAAAGUAUAAAACCUGGUGGCUAGGUUGUCACAGGGAGCAAGGCAGCUGGUGUCACUGGGCUUGGCACAAUCCAUGUGAAGUGCUGAGGUGAUCCCUACUGUAGCAGCAUUCCCCUCCCUGGAAACCUGCAAUUUGCCUCUUAGUCCCAGAUGGGGAGGAAACAUGCAAACAGCCGCAAGCCGUACAUAAUGGCAGGGUUCACAUCCUGACCGGGACAAAGUAGAAAAAGGAAAAAUUCAAAAGAGUCUUUAUAACAUUAUUUGAGUCAAGGACUUUAUGCUUUUUGUAAAGGUUGUAACACUUCUUUUUUCUUUUUAAAGUUUUGAGUAUGUUAUGUUUUGUGUUUUUUUUUUCUCCCUCCUGGAUACUAGCCAACGUUCAACUGAAGGAAACACAUGGGGAUGGCACAUUUAUCACAUCGCAUGAUUUUUUGCUUAAGUAGCUAACAUUUAUUGCUUCAUAAAGAACAUCCUGCAUACAUACCAACUAGGUUUCCAGUAUAUUACUAUGCAUAUGUGUAAAUGUAUGUUCACAUUUAAACAGACUGUUACCUGUGACCCUCAGAAACACAUUAACAUAUAGAAUUAGGCAUGCCCAGAGGUUUCAAAUAUAUGAUCUAAAAGGUAGAUCUUUACCCAAACCCCAAAUCUAGGAAUAGAUUUUGUAUAAAUAAAUUUAUACUAUUACUUAUAUAGUGACUAAUAACUAUUACUAAUUACACAAAUUGUUAUUUAUAUAAAACUUAAAAAAUAGUCUGGUUGUAUUCUGUAAUCAUAGAUACCAUAGACAGAAGGGACUGCAAGAUCCUUAACAUCAGGUAGGUAGGCUUUUGAGCAUUUUGCCUGCACAAAUAAGUAGCAUUACCUUUAUUUCACAGAUAAGGAAGCUAAGCCUCUUAGAAGGUAACUUGUACAAUUCUAGGUGACAUAGAUGUGAUCUUCGGUGCUAAAUCACCAGUUAAUAGAAGAAAUAAAAUUCAGUUUGUAUAAAUUUUAAUAUACUUACCUGACCAGAAAACAUCAAGUAUUCUAAAAGAACUUUUUUGUAAAUGGAUAAGGAAAUCUCUUACAUCUGAUUAAUGUAAUAUCAUACAUAUACAAGUGUUAAAAGAAAGCUAUUUAUAUGCCCUUUAUACCUUAUAUGUCUGUCUACUUUGCUUUCUGUGGUGCAUAGUCAUCACUUUGAUGUGUUUCAUAUACUUUAGUUCUGAGCUUUAGAAAGCUGGUUAAAUGGUGAUUUAAAAUGGAGACAGAUAACUCAUUGAAUAAUCAAGACUUCAGUUCACAAGUACAAGGAUGACAUGCUUAAAGUAACUACUUACAGUGAGAAGUUAUCUAUUUGAAUUAGUGAUCUUAUGUGAAUAUUUCUUGAUUAUUUAUGCUGUACAUUUUGCCCUGAUGUUUUAUAGUAGCUGAAUAUUCUUUCAUGGCUGUGUGGGGCUUAUGAGUGCUUGUUUUUCUCAUCAAAAUAUUUUACAGUGCAUAGUUGCCUAUAUAUAUAAAAAGAUAGACAUAUAUGUCUAUAUACAUAUCUUUCACUAGUGCCAUAGAAACAGGAACUAUAUCUGUCUUGUUCACUACUGCAUCAUGGUGCCUGGUACAGAGCAGAUGCUCAGUGAGUAAUUUUGAAUGAUUUCUUAAGAGUUCUUCAUACUUGGUUGUCCGACUAAUAAGUUAACAGCAUUUGUCUUUUGAAAUUACUGCCAUUCAAGCAUUAAUUCUUUUGUGCUUUACUCAAUUUUAAAUACUCUGUGGUUUAUAGAAUAUGUUCUAUUAUAUAUUACCCAUUGAGUGUAUCCAUUCCGGAAAAAAUGGUGUUACUCACAACCAAUAUGUACUCAUGCCUUUUUCCUCUUUUCAUGCUUGCCCCUCUCUUGAGUGCCAUCUAGUUCUCCUUUUAUUUAAGUCAUAUCCAAGCUAUAAGUACUGUUUUACCUGACAUGUUUUUCAUAAAGCCUCUGUAUCUUCCCUGUACUUACAUGUAGUAAACAUAAGAACCUAGCCUUAAACCCCAAAACACUGGAUCUAGAGCCCUUGCUCUUUAACCACAGGGCUAUGUUGCUUGUUCUAAGUGAGUGAUUGCAUGCUUUUCCAGUCUUAAUGAUUUUAAUGUAGAGGAUAUUAUCAUACAGUGGGAAGCAGGGACAUAGCAAGUGACUUGCUAACAGUCAUAUAUGUAAGCAUUUAAACACAGAUAUUAUAAUCUGGCAUUUCCAUGAUUUAAAUACUUCAUAUGCUGCUUUGUAAAUGUUUUUGCCUUUAAUUAUAUAUGUUCUGUAAUCCUCCUCAAAAUGUUCAUUCAUUCAUUCAUUAGGAUAAGGAAACUAGAUAUGAGCAUUGUAAAAACAACAACAACAAAAAACUGCUGCUGCUACAUUGUAGAAAAUAAGUAUCUGGCACUGAUCUGUCAAAAUUUGUUUUAAUUCCCCUUAAUCACCACAAGUUUUCUCUUUCUCACUACUUGAUAGAUUUUAUUAGUUAUUAAUUUCUAACUGAUCAAUCCUGCAUCUCAGGGCCAAACGCAGACCCUUGUUUAUUUGACUCAGACAAAUAGUGCAGUGUUUAUGGAAGAACAGUAGAGAAAGAACUUCUGUAGGCUUGAUCUCAAUGUGUAUGACUCAAGGAUAUUUGAACCUGGGGUAUGAAAAGCUGUUAGGUUCCCCUGUUGCUUUACUUCAGAGACCCAGUAAAGCUGCUGAAGUGUGUUGCACUGCUUUGGUUCCUCCCUCUGUUGCCGUUGCCCAGUGAUAGAAACCCUGCUCCAUUCCUUAUCUAUUUCUGUUUAGCCUGCCAGCAGCCUUGCCUUCUGACCUCAUUUAAGCGUCCUUAGUGACCUCUGGCAAUCCUAUGUUGUGGGUCUCUUUGGGAACAUACCCACUCAGCUGGGUUUUAUAGUAAUGAUUUUACUUCUUACAGAAGUUAGGUUAAGAAUUUUGUACUCCCCUUGUUAAAGAGAUAAUUUCACAAUAUAAUUUGCUUCAUAAGCCUCCCACAGUUAUGUUAAGCAGAUGGUUGCCAAACACCAGUUCAAAGUAGAUUGCUCUUAUAUGAAAUAAAAUCCAUGCUCAGGAAAUUUGGCAGUAUAAGCUGGUCUUUUUCCAAAACAGGCUCACUCAGACAAAUUUCUCUUUACCUCAAGCUGGCAAUCUACUACACCUGUAUUCUACUGUGGAGCAAAAAACAUAUCAGAUGGUAUACACUGAUUCAAAGGUAUCAUUCUUUAACAUAUUGACAUCUUUUUUUUUUCUUUACUAACUACUACUAGCUACUUUGCUCUUGGUGUCAUUGGGAAAUAACAAGAAUUUAGUCAUCAGUUCUGAGUUCCAGUCGCAGCUCUGACUCUGAAUAUUUAUAUGAUUUGGAUAUGUUCCUUCACUGAUUUUGAGCUUCAGUUUCCUCAUUUGUAAAAUGAGGAUAAAAGUACUUACUUCAUAGAGUGGCUAUUGUGAUUAAUUCAGUUGAUAUAUAUAAAAUGCACCUAAAUUCUUUCCUAUUAGUAGUGGUUCUUCAAUUAAUAUUAUGUUGGUGUUGACGAUUUGUGUUUAAAACGUAACUCUGUACUGUUAUAUUUAUUCAUCACCUGUGGUUGAUUUAUGUGGGGUCUCCCUAAUUAAAAAAAUAUAUAAAUCAGUAGCAAUGGUUCAACAAAUACAUAUUGGGUGCUUCGUAUAUGUAAGGACAUUAUGAUUUCACAACUAUGAAUAAAGGCAGUAUUUCCUUUCAAGGACCUUACACUAUAGGCAGUGUAUAGGUAAGGCAAAUGUACUAAUGAAGUCACUUAAUGUAAGGUGACAUAGUUUCAUAGGAGAUGAGCUUUGUGCUCAGAAAACAUUCAUGAAAAAAAGUAGAAGAUAAGUGAUCUUUAAUGGUGUGCUAAUUUUUAUAGAAAUAGGGGACGUAUUCCAGAAAAUUAAAACAAGGGCUUGGGGAAAAAAAACAGUAAGUGGAGACAUAUAAAUGUGUUUCAAGAAGACUGAGGACAAUGGUUUGACUGGAAAAGGUACGAGUAACUAAAAGACUCAUAGGACAUAUGGCUGAGGGAUAUGACAGGACUAUAUUGUAGACAUCCUUAAAUUUCAUACCAAUACCUUUGUAUUGAAUGUGUAGGCAGUGGGCAGUCCUUGAAGACAUUAGGAAGAGUAAUAUAAACUCUGCACAAGGAAGAUUAAUCUAACAACUGAAUAUAGGAUGAAUUGGGGGAGAAAAGUCUAGCAAAAAGUUUGAAGAAAAGAGACCAGUUAGCAAGCUGUUGAUACUCUUCCAGGUGAGAAGUCAUGGGGAUCUUAAAGUAGUUGUAUCACCCAAGAAGAUGCAAAAACAGUUGGAUAUGCAAGACACAGAAGAUAUUGAACCUUUAGGACUUAGCAAAUGAAAUCAUUCAUUAAAAGGAUGUUUGCUGUGGCAUUUCUAUUUAAAGUAGGUUUAUUUUCUCUGCAUUGUGCAGUUCCCAUGAACUAGUUGUCUGCCAAAAAAUAGAAACUCCAUCUGUGGGCCACAAUGGUACUACUGUGCUAGGUAAUGAAGGUAUGUAUUUUCAUGAUGUGCGUGCUACAUAAGGUUUCAUGCCUUGUGGAGGGUCAUCAGGAAGUUAGAUAUUUUGCUCACCGUUCUUUUACAUUUUUUUCCAUGAAAGUAGGGAGGAAAUUUUUGCUCUUUAUUUUGUUGCCAAGAUCUGUUUAAAUAUUAAAAAAAUCUACAUUACCAAUUCACAGGUGUGAUUUAUCUUUAUAUCAACAAUUGACACAAGACUGUCAAAACAUGACCACAAAGCAAAUCUUGAAAUGCUAUCCUUCAUAAACUAUUGGUUUGGAGAUUAAACUUGAUAAUAUUGACUUACUGCUCAAAUUGCUGUCUUGACCUACCACCGAUAAGACAUAGCAUGACAAGGACAAACUCAGUAAAGCUAGAAAUGCAGAGUGAUGAAGAGUGUGACAGAAAACCCCUGAGCCGUGAAGAUGAGAUCAGGGGCCAUGAUGAGGGUAGCAGCCUAGAAGAACCCCUAAUUGAGAGCAGUGAUGUGGCUGACAACAGGAAAGUCCAGGAGCUUCAAGGCGAGGGAGGAAUCCGGCUUCCGAAUGGUAAACUGAAAUGUGACGUCUGUGGCAUGGUUUGCAUUGGGCCCAAUGUGCUUAUGGUACAUAAAAGGAGUCACACUGGUGAACGCCCCUUCCACUGUAACCAGUGUGGAGCUUCUUUUACUCAGAAGGGCAACCUUCUGAGACACAUAAAGUUACACUCUGGAGAGAAGCCGUUCAAAUGUCCUUUCUGUAGCUACGCCUGUAGAAGAAGGGACGCCCUCACAGGACACCUCAGGACCCAUUCAGUGGGUAAACCUCACAAGUGCAACUACUGUGGACGAAGCUACAAGCAGCGCAGUUCACUGGAGGAGCACAAGGAACGCUGCCACAACUAUCUCCAGAAUGUCAGCAUGGAGGCUGCUGGGCAGGUCAUGAGUCACCAUGUACCUCCUAUGGAAGAUUGUAAGGAACAAGAGCCUAUUAUGGACAACAAUAUUUCUCUGGUGCCUUUUGAGAGACCUGCUGUCAUAGAGAAGCUCACGGGGAAUAUGGGAAAACGUAAAAGCUCCACUCCACAAAAGUUUGUGGGGGAGAAGCUCAUGCGAUUCAGCUACCCAGAUAUUCACUUUGAUAUGAACUUAACAUAUGAGAAGGAGGCUGAGCUGAUGCAGUCUCAUAUGAUGGACCAAGCCAUCAACAAUGCAAUCACCUACCUUGGAGCUGAGGCCCUUCACCCUCUGAUGCAGCACCCGCCAAGCACAAUCGCUGAAGUGGCCCCAGUUAUAAGCUCAGCUUAUUCUCAGGUCUAUCAUCCAAAUAGGAUAGAAAGACCCAUUAGCAGGGAAACUGCUGAUAGUCAUGAAAACAACAUGGAUGGCCCCAUCUCUCUCAUCAGACCAAAGAGUCGACCCCAGGAAAGAGAGGCCUCUCCCAGCAAUAGCUGCCUGGAUUCCACUGACUCAGAAAGCAGCCAUGAUGACCACCAGUCCUACCAAGAAAACCCUGCCUUAAAUCCCAAGAGGAAACAAAGCCCAGCUUACAUGAAGGAGGAUGUCAAGGCUUUGGAUACUACCAAGGCUCCUAAGGGCUCUCUGAAGGACAUCUACAAGGUCUUCAAUGGAGAAGGAGAACAGAUUAGGGCCUUCAAGUGUGAGCACUGCCGAGUCCUUUUCCUAGACCAUGUCAUGUACACCAUUCACAUGGGUUGCCAUGGCUACCGGGACCCACUGGAAUGCAACAUCUGUGGCUACAGAAGCCAGGACCGUUAUGAGUUUUCAUCACACAUUGUUCGAGGGGAGCACACAUUCCACUAGGCCUUUUCAUUCCAAAGGGGACCCCUAUGAAGUAAAGAACUGCACAUGAAGAAAUACUGCACUUACAAUCCCACCUUCCUUCAGAUGUUGACAUACCUUUUAUUUUUUUUAAUAUUAUUACUGUUGGUAAUUCUUAUUUUGUGGACACAGUGUCAUUUGUUCUGCCUAAUAAUGAUAAGGAAGAAACAGAAGAGAGAAGGGACGAGGAUAUUGUUUCUUUAUCACUUGGCUUGUUUAUUUUGUGGGAAUUUAAGAGCAGUGCAUUUCUACCAAGGCAUAUCAUGCUUUGAAAAAUCACUUGAUGCAUAAAGAUUCACCUAAGAGAUUUUAAUUUGCCACUGAUAUUCAGGAUUAUGUUUGAAGACAGGAAAGUUUAGAGUUUUCUGGGUAGGAUAUUGGUGGUUUAAAAUGGUAUAAGUAACUUUAUUCUUGAAAGAAGAAUGUGUUUCAAACUGUAAACCGAAUUUUUGUUCUUCAGAGAUUAUGGAACACAAACACUUUGUUAUUUUCAGUGAUAACUCCUAAGAUGAGCUGAGUUGUUGUUGUGGGUUCUAUGUUUACUUCCCCUAUGGAAUUUAUAAUUCAGUAUGUUUUACACUGUACCAUAUAGGAAAACUUUUAAACUACAGGUAGUUAAGGGCCACCUACAAUACAUCUGAGGUCCUGUGAUCUUAUUUUUCUAAACAUAAGCACUGUUUUUCCAUAGUUUUGAUGACUGGCAUUUUAUAGACACCCCGGCAGCCUUACUUUUAACACCUUUAUUGAAUAGUAUUUUUAUGUGGUUUUCAGAAUAACAUAUGGUCUAAGAGUGGAUAAAAGGCAGUCAAUAAUUUCUGGGAGGGAUUUCUACUUUUCUUAAAUUUGUUUGAGAGGUUUUCUUUUAAAGUUGUAAUGUGAUGGCAGCAUAGUGUAUGUAUUUGUUUCUAAAAGUAUGCUUACGAUCGUCACUUUAUCACCAUUUAAUCAGUGUUAACAAGUCAGCAGAAAAAUUUAAUUAUGCUAACAAUAGGGGGAGAAAACCCACUUAGAAAUUCCUUUUCUGGCAUUUCUCUUUUCACUGGUUUUCUUCAAGAUGUGACCUCCAGUGUUCUGUCCAUAGUUCAUUCAUCUUUUAUUCUUCAAGUAGAAGGCCUAAAGUCUUGCUGUUGGCUAUUUCUUUCAAAAUCUCCACAGAGCAAUUGCUAAUUUGACCUGAAUCUGGUAACUUGAACCCUGUAAGGUUAUAGAACUAGGGUCAUUUAUUUUAGUAUUUCUUCGGUAGUAUUUACUACUCUUGCUGCAAAGAAAACAGAACAGAACUUCUUUGUAACCUGUACAUUGGACAACAGAUAAAAGAAAUUAAAAAAUAGGAAAGUUUACUUUUACCCUUCUUGGAGUCUAGAAUGUGACAGAACCUCCAAAGGAAGAUCCUGCACAUUAUUCUGUUUCCAAAACAUUUAACUCUGUUAAGCCCUUGUCAGAAAUGAAUCUCAAUCCCUUCGUAUAGAAUUCCCCUUACAUGACGUAGGCUGCCAUGUUUCAUGUGCAGAUUUGAAUUUCAUUCAUGUGGGUGCUCUGUUUUUUCUUUGCAGUCCAACCACAUUAGAGGAGAGGAACCAAGUGACACUGAUUCAAGUCAUUUUAGGGGGACAUACUUGGAAGGCAGAACUUGAUGCUUCUGUUUAGGGAGGACAGGCGUGACUGUGACUGGAUUAUCUGAUAACCAUUUGUGAAUACUGAAAUUCUGUUAAGCAGUAACUGAUAACUGCUCUAAAAGAUUAUUAAAUAGGAUGCUGAAAUUAUGUUUCUUAAUACAAUGUGGUAUGAGAAUUACCAAGUAAAGAGAAUUGUGGACAUAAGCAAGUCUGGCCCCAAUACUGCUCUUAACUCAUUUUCCAGCUUACCAUUUGCUAUUUCUAAGAACUUCCAAGCACUAACACAGCACUUCUAAGCACUAACACAGCUAGAAAUAGGCAAAAUUGUUAGAACUCAACUCUCUUCUGCUAGUCCCUAUCACAAUUAUUUUUGGGAAAAUGUCCAAACUGUCCCUUUAAACCCAAGGGAAUACACCACAACAGAGAUAUAUAGAAUGUCAACCAUUUUAUUUUAUUUUAUUUUUGCAUGCCUUGGUACAUUGUGAACAUACAAUCUAUUCAAAGAUGAAGCAUGUUUUUGAGACUCUCUCACUCCUCUCACCCUAACCACUCCUGAAUAAUAAUUGGAAUCCGUUUUUUUUUUCCUUUUGGAUGAGGUAAAUAAUUUUAAAGUUGAUAUUUUGUCUUUUACUGCAAUUUAAGGAAAUAUUUGGAUGUCAGUCAAUAUGUUCAUAAUUUUGGCUGCAUAUAAAUUUCUGCUGGCAUUAUCUAUGAAUUUUCUUCCUGCUUAUUUUUUUGUUUCAGUAUAUGAACAAUCAUGUAUCUACCUGCCCCGUGAUGAAACUGAAUUUAGGUGGACCCUAAACAUUUGUGUAGUUUCCUUAUGAAGACAGUGCUAAGGCACUUUCCUUUUCUGAUUUCAUCUUUUUGGUAAUCUGUUUUAUUGAAAGUAGUUAGUAGUUGAGAGUGCAUUUGCUACAAGUGUAUACUUGUAUUUUCCUAACUUCAGGAGGAACAGAAAGAGCUGGAGAUGGCUCAGGGUGUGGCAAGGACAAAUGAGGACAAGGUCAAUUCAAAUUUGUAGGUCAGAAAGAAGUUUAUUGGACAUAGUGUUUUCAGAGAAACUCUGGAUGGUUAUAUUUGCAUGUCUUUUCUUCACAAAAGGAAAUAUGCAAGGUUGUAGCAUCAAAAAUAAAUAUGAGAGUCAGACACCAAAUGAAUCAAGUUUUACAUGACAGUUGUAUGCCCAGUUUAUUUAGGUGAGAUUUCACAUUACAGAAAAUAUUUGAGGAGCAUGAAAAUGGGUUAUCUUCUAUAUUUUCCAGUUUGGCAAACAUUCAGAAUUUCAUCACAUUGCUUUGCCCUAAUUUUGCCCAGAAUUUUAUCUUAACCUCUCUCUAAUAGUGAUGAAUCAUGUUUAAAAAGCCAUUCUAAUUAGACCUUUUUAAGACAGGGAAAGGGACCAGUAGGCAGACUGGAAGAAAUUUCAAGUCAUUGAGAUAUUCCAUUGAGAUUUUCUAAAGGGACAAAAUUGGGAAAAUAAGAAACUAGGACUUAGAUUUGGCUAGAUAGUAGAAAGUAUCUCCCCUACAUACAUACAGGUAGUUGUACAUAUGAAGCAUAGUGUAUAUGUGUGUGUGUAUCACACACACAUUCUUUUAAGGAGAAUUCAUGAAAAAGCAGUUGGAGUGAUCAGAUAUAUUGAAAAAACAUACAGAAAAUUUAAAUGACAAUUAAUACUAAGAAAUUAGGUGGGUUUACUUUAUCAGGUUAUAACAGGAAUCACUAAAGACAUUACUAGUGUGUCUUAAGGACUGUCUUAAGGACAAGUGGCAACUCUUAAACUAAAACUUUGGGUCUUUGUUAUCUACUUACAGAACAAAGUGAAAUAAACAAUGAUUAAACUGAUUUGAUAUAAAUUCAAAGAUAUUUAAAGUUUGUUUGGAAUAGGAAGAAAAUACAGAAAAUAAAUAUUAUCAACUGUUACCUACUGGCAAAGAAAGACAAGAAUAGAUUAGUGAGCCCAGUAUUUUGUUUUUAUGGUUUUUAUCUUGGUUGUACAACUCACAAAACCCUGAAGUCUUUGGUAUUUUAUAAAUGUUUAACAAAAUUUAUAUCAGAUUAAGGCACUGAGAUGAAAAUUAUGUUCUCAUCAUCUUCCAAAUUUUAUUUCAUCCUAUCUCCAAAAUGAUUUCUUAGGGUAGAAAAAGAGCAGAAGAGACUGCAAAAAUGCAAACAAAAAACUGUGUGCUUAUAGUUUCAGGCAGAAUUUAGACUGUCAGAGGUACUAGCUGCGUGAUUCGUUUUUUAACUUUUGGAUUGUUCACAUCCAAAAAUGGAUAAAUUACGUUUGUGGUUAUCUUCAGUUAUAUAUUAUUUUAAUACAUGCUAUCUGAAAGAAGAGUAUUCUAAACCAGAAAAUUCCCCAAAUCCAAAAGAAAAAAAAAGUGGGAGGGGGUGAAAUUGAAGUUUGUAUUUAUGAAAGUUAUCUUAGAAAUAUUGUUAAUUCCCAGUUUCUGCAAAAUAAUUAAAAUAUACAGUAACUGGUCUCCUACAGUCCUGAAUUUAAUGUAUUGAAUACUUAUUUUCUUUAUAUUGGUGCCUUUUUAAAAUGCAUUGAGAGUGUCGGUUAGCUGUUGCAGCUCUACAACACUUUUAAUAUGCAUUUUUAAAAAUCACUUAAAAUUGAGUAGUAGGUAAUUCAUCUUUGUUUUUAGGGCAAAUCUUUAGAGCAGUUUCUAAUACAGAAAUUUUCAGCUCAGCUGUUAAAAGGAAAAGGAAACUUUGAAACUAGACGUUAAUGCCUUUUUAGUUUCAUAUUAUUUCUGAAUAUGAUUACAAGAUUAUGUAGGUAAACUAUAGAGUGAAACUUUACUUGUGAAUUGAAUUACAAUUUGUGUUUUUGUUUUGUUUUUAAGGAAGAAUAAGUUCUGAAUCAAACAAGAAUUUAUUAGAUAAUUUUUGGUCAAUAAAAUACAGUAUUGAUUUGGAUUUUCAUCUCUAGACUAGUAUUGUUCUAGUCUUGGAAUCUGUGUUUUCUAAUCUAUUAGAAAACAGAGAUUGAAAAUUGAUGGAAUAAUGUAAAAAAGUAGGUAAUUAAUUCUCCUUGAACAAAACAAAACUGAACAGUCAUAUCACAUUGCUAUUCUCCAAAGCAUAAUCUCAAAUGGUUUCAAACCAUGUUUGUGUAUUACUUGCAAUGGGCGUGUUAGGAUAUGACAGCUUUUUAAAAAACGAGCUGCUGGUUAUACAAAGCAAAUGGCAUAUGACCAAGAAGCUGUGAUAUUCUAGUGUUUCUUUUUAUCAUAGUGUAUUACUAGGCCAAAUAAUGACACCUUGAAUAUUUUUACAUUUACUGCAGAAACCUUAAACUUUGGAAUUUCCCUAAGGUUUUUAUGUAAUAUUCUAUUUCUAGCUUUUUAGUUUUAUCUUGCUGUACUGUAAGUUUGAGGAUAUUUUUCACAUGCACUCUUAGGAAUAAGUUCAUAAUUCUGUUUAUGGGGCUUUCCUCCCAUAACACUGCAUUUGUAUAUUUUCUGUAUAAAUGUGCUGUGUAUUAACCUUUGUCCCAUACAGAGAGUGGUACAUGAAUGACUAGUUUUCUAAGAUGUCCUUUUUAUUGUGAAUAAAAUAUAAAAUUUAGAGGCCCUCUGCUAAGCCACAUAAAGUACAGCAUAUAACUUCAUAUAGGUACAAAUAAGCCAGUUUGCAGUGAAUUGGGCCUUCAAAUUACCUCAAGUGACAUACAGUAAGAAAAGCUUCUUGAGCAGGUGGAGGUCACUGAAUCCCCUACUAUGCACUUAUCAGGAUUAUACUUACUUUAAUUUACUGGAAAUUGAUAUUUUAAAACACAAGUACACUGUAACAAGGGAAGGAAUCUGGGUUUGGGUUUUUUUGUUGUUGUUUUAUUCUUGUUUUUUUAAGUAGUUCAAAUUCUGAAACUGUGAUUUAAAAAUUUUUGACAGCCAAGCAUUCUGAGUUUGAACAUAAAUCCCUUCCCUUUCUGUGUAACAAAGGUCUCUCUCUUAUCUCUUAAAUUUUGUUAUGUUUCCCCAAUCUUUCUUUGUCAGUCUCCUAUCAUUGUUUAUGGAUGUCUUUGCCUCUCUGUUCUUCUAAAAGUUUGAAGAUUAGGUCAACUCUUAUUUCCAAUUCAGUGGUUAUUUAAUCUUAUUUUUUUUUUGUUUGUGAUUUUUGUUGGUUGUAUAAUCUGCUGACAUAUUUUUAUACUCAAAUGUAGUUUUCUAUUAAAAAGAAAAGUGGUUGGAUUAAAAAUAGUAAGCUAUAUAACCUUCGCGUUACUUUCACUUUCAAAUAUUGGGUACCUAAAACAUUACUUUAGAGAUUAUGUAAUUCUAUUAUGGUAUGUUUGCCUUCCUUUUUUGUUGGAUUUUACAUUCUGAUUUGGCUUUCCUCCAAAAAUGUAUAUCACGAAGACUAGACAACUAUUUGCAAGUGUUUAGAAAGGUGUUAAAAAUAUAAAGCAAAGAGUCUUAACUUUCUCUUAAUUGGGAGAAAAAUGCUUUAACAUUACUAUAAUAAUAUUCCAGGUUUGGAGGGGGUCUCCAGGCCCCAUGUUUGCUGUUAAUAGUUGGACCUUUUAGACCAUGUGUUAUUUGCAAUCCCGGAACGAUUGCUUCUGCUAUUAGUUAAAAAUAUACUAUUCUUUUCUCUCUGUACAAGUGCAAUACUCCCCUUGAAGUCUUAAAAACUAUGGUGAUUUUUUUUUUCUUUUCUUACCUAUUCUUCCUUUAGCUAAUGGCGAAAAGAAACUCAUAGUAUGUUAAAGGACACGACAAGCAAAGAGAAAAACACUCCACAAUCAAAAGAUUACAGAAUGUGGAAACCGCUAGUUUGAUCUCAUGGUAUCUUUAUUUAGGCUAAAAUUUCCAUGGAAAUUAGUAAUAUUUUGCUUGAAAAAUGUGUCCUAAAGUUGAACUUUUUACAGAUUGAACCUUCUUCUUAGACCCUCGCCCAAUGCUCUAAAUUAAGAACCUAAUACUUAAUUUUUUAAUUUCACUUGUCUCCUUUGAGAAAUAAACUUUUAAAUAAAAGCAAAGCACUUAGCUGAGUUUUAAACACUUACAUAUCACCUAUUGGAGAAAAAUUUUUAAAAAUAUUUGGAGCAGUCCUGUUUUCAUACAAAUUUAUGUAAGAAGUAUUUUUCUUAUACAUAUUUAUAUGUAGUAUGCUAAUUUUCUUUUUUUAUACCUGUGUCCCUGUAGUAAAAUUGCUGUAAUAUAAAUACAUAUUUUGUUAAAAGAUAACAUUUCUUUGGCAUUUCUUUUAAAGGCAGUUACUGCAUUUCUGCAUUUGUACAGUAUGUGUCUUGGCCAUUUUAGAUAUUUUUCUUUAACAAUACCAAAGGUAAUUAGACUAUUUUAAAGACUAAUUGCUUGACAGUUUCUAGGAUAUUUUGUGUUUUAGAAGCAAAAAAAAAAAAAAAAUGGUCAAACCAGUAAACCUCAUUUUUUUUCAAACUAAUAAUUUGGGGAAAUAAAAACUAUUGUUUAAAAAGAAAUAUAUAUAUAUAUAUAUAUAUAAAUAUAAAUAUAUAUGUAAAGUUAAAAUUCCAGACCUUGUAUGUCAGGUUUGCUAAGUGUAAUGUAGUUUUUUUAAGGCUCAAAUACCAUACCUCAGAAAAUGAGGUUUACUAUGGAAAUACUGAAACAGUCUUUGCAGCUGUGUGACAAGUCACUCUACUACAUACUGAUUUGGAGACCUCCACUAAACAGUUUUAUCACUGCAGACUAAAAUGUGGGACUUGUAUUUUCUUUGUUUUUAAUGCACACACAUACAUGUUCUGUGCAUGUAUGUGGUUACUGUGUAUAUGUGUAUGAGUGUUGUAUAUGCAUGUGUGAGUGUGUGUCUGUAUGUGUGUACAACUAAAGAAGCUGCAGAAACUUUGUAAUACUUUGUGAAAAGGAUUAUAUUAUAAAGGUUUGUACUGUCUGAGUGCACAGCUACUGGAAUAAAUUUAGGGAAUCUCAGGAACAAGCAUAUAAUUUGUCCAAGAUUUAUUUCUUCUCAGAAGUGUAAGUGCAGUUUUUAAUUCUGUAUAUUAUUUAAUAUUUUACCAAUAAAAUAAACUUCUGACAUAAAAAGUUUGCUAUAAAAA
Messenger RNA from Cebus imitator (Panamanian white-faced capuchin), 18347 nucleotides. RefSeq names its product IKAROS family zinc finger 2 (gene IKZF2). Gene Ontology annotation, molecular function: DNA-binding transcription factor activity; RNA polymerase II cis-regulatory region sequence-specific DNA binding. Lineage: Eukaryota; Metazoa; Chordata; Mammalia; Primates; Cebidae. The coding region runs from base 9207 to 10658 and encodes 483 amino acids. The record is from RefSeq and is a predicted model, not a curated record. Gene Ontology annotation, biological process: regulation of transcription by RNA polymerase II. The transcript has 6 exons.